GCCUCAUCAAGAUUGACUAUGUGUGUUGUGCGUAUAAAGUCGCACCGCCUUCCAACUUCGUCUCCCCCUUCUCCCUUUCCAUCAAACAACAUACACGCCUCCUUGCCAGUACCGCUCAGAGAUCCGCGCACACUGUCUAACCAGCUACGCCUCCUUGUCAAAGGCCGGCACUUUCGCAUCCCCAGCAGCACUAACAACACUUUGCGUUUUCAAAAUGUCAGAAAUCAAGAACAUUGUCAUCAUCGGUGCCCUCACAGGCGCUCUCCUCGCGCGAGCAUUGGAGAAGUCCUUGCCGCCCACCCAUCGUCUUGUCCUCAUCGAGAAAAACGAGGCUGCCUUCUGGCCCGUCGGAAGCCUCAGAGCUGCUGCACUGCCAGACUUUGAGAAUAAGAUCUUCGCACCCGUGGCUGGUUUCUUUCCCAAGGACUCCAGACACAUUGCACUGGGAUCGACUGAGGUGACAUCGCUCGGCAAGACCAGCGUCACUAUCAGCAAGCCUGCCGAAAGCCUCUCUGGCGUGACGGAGAUUCCAUUUGCCUACGCCAUCAUCGCCACCGGUUCGAGCUACGCCUACCCAUCCCGUCCCGUCGCCGUGGAUGUUGCGACAUCCAAGGCUAAUCUCAAGAAGACGCAGGAAGACAUCAAGCAAGCCAAAUCCAUCCUUGUGAUAGGUGGUGGCCCAGUCGGCAUCGAGUUUGCUGGCGAGGUAGUGGACCAGCAUCCAUCGAAGAAGGUGACGCUGGCCACGUCAGGUCCCGCUCUCCUCAGCCCUGCGUGGAAGAGCUCCCUGGCUGACAAGCUCGAAUGGCAGCUCGAGAAAGCCGGCGUGGAGCUCAUUACCAAUGCCAAGGUCGACUUGCCCUCCGACGUGAAGACUGGCGAACUUCUUACCGAGUCGGUGUCUGUCAAAGCCGGCGAGAAGACUGUCGAGACAGAUUUCAUUCUGAUUGGCACGGGCGCCAAAGCGAACGGACAGCUACUGCCUGCGGAUGCCAAGGACCAAGAUGGUCGGGUCAAGGUGGACCAGCAGCUUCGCGUUCAGUCAGAGACUCUCGGAGACCGAUACUUUGCUGUUGGAGAUAUUGUGAGCGCGGAAGGCUCUGGAACCUUUAUCAACGCUCAAAACCAUGUGCCGGUCGUCGCUGCGAAUCUCGGCGCUGUGCUCAAAGGAGGCAAGCCAGCCAAAGCAUUCAAGCCGAUGCUAGGCGUCCUCACCGUGCCGAUCGGACAGAAGGCAGGGGCAAGUCAAUUGUUUGGAUUUGUUGUUGGGGAGUGGCUAACACCCAUCAUCAAGGGCAAGCAUCUGUUCCUCUCGACGUUCACCAAGACCUUCUCAUACGCCUUCUAAGGCGCACCACUUUGCGCCUCCACACCCCCACUGCUUCAGCUUUCCGCCCUCUCAUACCCCUCUCAAGUAAACCAGUCUUACGCUUACUUCACGUUGCAGCACUCGUCCUCGAAAGUCCUCUGUUUUCGGUGCAAAUGUGU
Molecule: messenger RNA, 1488 nt
Organism: Ceraceosorus guamensis
Lineage: Eukaryota; Fungi; Basidiomycota; Exobasidiomycetes; Ceraceosorales; Ceraceosoraceae
Product: FAD/NAD(P)-binding domain-containing protein
Exons: 3
Coding region: 215-1348 (377 amino acids)
Cellular component (GO): cytoplasm
Molecular function (GO): electron-transferring-flavoprotein dehydrogenase activity; flavin adenine dinucleotide binding
Source: RefSeq, a predicted model, not a curated record